GUAGCUUCAAGGCCCCGAACCUUCUACCUCCUCCCAAAGGCUUGCCUGGCCAUUGACGAUGCCUGUUCAGUCGACUCUCACGGCUGACGAAAAAAACAAGCUGAAGGCCGCGAUCGUCCCUACAGGCAAGAUUCAGACCGCUGCGCUUGCACGCAUCUACUUCGCACACCCCGACCCGAACUCGUGGUCUUAUGGCGGGCUCCAAGGGGCCCUCGCGUUCGUCAUGGACAACAACAAGAAUACGUUUUUCCUUCGCAUGGUUGACCUCGUCGGAACGAGAGGUGUCAUCUGGGAGCAUGAGCUUUACGAGGGGUUUGAAUACUUCCAGGAUCGUCUGUUCUUCCACUCCUUUCCUGGUGACAAAUGCAUGAUUGGCCUCGUCUUCGCGGAAGAGAGUGAAGCCAAGAUCUUCUUCAAGAAAGUGACGAAGAGGAAAGACACGAAGUCUAAACCCGCCAAAGCGCCAUCUACCAAAAAGACCUCAUCCAACAAAUCUGGGAAGAUUGACAAGUCGCUCAUAUCUGGUCCAACUGAAGGCUCGUUCAAGCACGUGGGACACAUGGGCUAUGAUUCCGAGAAAGGCUUCGUCUCCUCCGGCGUCGACCCCUCCUGGAACACCUUCCUGACCGACCUCGAGUCGCAUGGCAUCGACCACGAGCUCAUCAAUCAAAACAUGGACUUCAUCAAAGAUUUCGUGCGGGACGCACAAAAGACCGCUGCGGCCACCACUGCGCCUCCAGCAGCCAAGAAGAAGAAACCACCUCCGCCUGCGCCUCGGCGCAACGUUGC
Molecule: messenger RNA, 789 nt
Organism: Heterobasidion irregulare TC 32-1
Lineage: Eukaryota; Fungi; Basidiomycota; Agaricomycetes; Russulales; Bondarzewiaceae
Exons: 3
Biological process (GO): actin filament organization
Source: RefSeq, a predicted model, not a curated record